This is a messenger RNA of Aegilops tauschii subsp. strangulata, 1732 nucleotides long. RefSeq lists its product as uncharacterized. The record is from RefSeq and is a predicted model, not a curated record. NCBI's taxonomy places the organism in Eukaryota, Viridiplantae, Streptophyta, Magnoliopsida, Poales, Poaceae.
CGGAACCUCCUUCCUUUGGAUGGAAGAGCAAAGGAAGAGGCAAAUCGCCGAGCGACUCGCGCGCCGCCCAGAAGGAGGAUUGGAGCAUUGGAUUCUGCAAUGGACUCCGUCCUUGAGAUCCAGAAUCAAGCUAAACAGCAACUCCAGCGUGUAGCAAUGGCAGCCGCACCCAUUGAAGUUCUCCCACCUUGCAAGAGGCAAAAGAAGAACCCCAGUUGUCUGGGAACCUCGCCGGUCCUUCCGGCCACGUCAACUGCAGACUGGUCCUCACUCCAGCUCGACAUAGUCCGCCGCAUUGCCGACUCCUUCCUCGCCACCAAUGACAUUGACUGCUACAUGGACUUGCGCACUGUCUGCCACAGCUGGCGUUACGCUACCGACGACCCCAAGGAGAAUAUUUUGGACUACCAGUUCCUUCCGCGCCGAUGGAUCAUCCUCGACGAGGUCUUCCAGAGUGGGACGCGCUGCCUCUUGGUCAACACCGCCACCGGCCGAAUCCUCCACAAGGAGCUCCCUCUGCUCUCCGACUACUAUAUCGUCACCACCACUCUCGACGGCUUCUUCGUCCUUGCCGAUAGGAGGCCCCCUCAUGCUGCUCGUGUCUUCAACCCUCUCACUGGUGGCAUCAUCCCUUUCACGGUGCCCGUGCCGCCUGAGGUGAAGGUCACCUGUUCGCUCUGCUUUGAGUUUGCUUCGCCCAUGCUCACCUUGCUCUCCAAGUCAUGUUGCAAGAUAUACAUAUCCAGUCCUCACAGUAUCCGCACCGAAAACUUUGAGAUUUCACUCUAUGGUCUCUUUCGGAGGGCUGUCAAAGGUGAUUUGGCCGGCCUUUGGUGGCUACCAGCCGGAAGCUCGGAAUCAGCCGAAACAGCUGCUGUGAAUGCGAUUGGCAAGAUCUCCAAUGUUAUGAAGUCGCUCCAUGUUGACCCGUUGAAGUUCUUUUCUAGUGAUCCUCCUGAUAUGGGGCUUGCAGACGACACCAAGUGUUUCCUAAUGGAUUUUGGUGGACAACUGCUGGCCACCAUCAAGGGACAACUCGUCCAGAUUUUCAGGUACGAAGCGAAGAAUGGCGUGCUUUUGCAUUUGAAGAGCAUCGGCAACCAUGCCAUCUUCCUUGGUCAUCAUAAGUGCCUAGCUGUGGAUACUGAUAUGUUCCCAUUGAUUGAGGCAAACUGUGUUUACUACACUGAACAACUGGGUUUGUCUGCUCGUAUCCGGAAAUGCAACAUCAAGGACGAGAAAGUAGAGAGCAUCUCGGAAGCCGUUGAUUUUGUGAAGCAGGAGAAGCAGUUUGUCCUCGUUGGCGACCGUCCUUUUACGAUCAUCCAGCUUCUGGCAAGCUACACCAUCAACAUACGGGAUUCUGAACUGGCCUUACAUCAGAUCACAUGAGGUGCUGAUAAACUGGAUGAUCUGACCUAUGGUAUGCAUUGCUAAGAAUGGGUUCCUGUUUUGUUGCUUUGGUUAAGCGUUGAUUUGUUCCGGGCAAGAAACGGAUUGAAUCUAGGCUGUAUCUUCUAUGAUGGAAUUACUGUCUACUACCUUAUGUCCUCCACUGUUUAGCUUUAUGCUAGUGUGCAAUGUGGUUCUUAAUUUCUUCAGUAGAUAAUGUCAGCUCAACCUGUCCCCCCUUUUAUGUAUUUAGCUUUGCAACUGAAUCUUUGAAAAUGUGUCAUGCCUCAUUGUUCUCUAUGAUGUUUCUAAUAUUGCAAUAUUUUGUCUAGGCAAGAAA